AGUCAGCAUUCAAGGAAAACCAUGAACCAUCACUGCACUCUUAAACAUGACAUUUUUAAAGAGUUCUUGGCGGAGUUCCUUGGGACAUUUGUGCUGGUGUUGUUUGGCUGUGGCUCUGUAGCUCAGACAGUCCUAAGCAGAAAUACACUGGGUGAGCCACUCACUAUCCACCUCGGCUUCACCACCGGACUCAUGAUGGGUGUCUAUAUCGCUGGCGGGGUUUCAGGGGGUCAUUUGAACCCAGCAGUGUCUCUGGCCAUGGUCGUACUGGGUAAACUGAAGAUCUGGAAAUUUCCAAUUUACAUCAUUGCACAGCUCCUGGGAGCCUUUACUGGAGCUGCUGGAGUUUUUGGACUGUAUUAUGAUGCGUUUAUGGAGUUUAGCAGUGGAAUUCUGUCAGUCACAGGCAUUAAUGCCACGGGACACAUUUUUGCCUCUUACCCUGGACGACAUCUCACAAUACUUGGAGGGUUUCUGGACCAGGUGAUUGGAACUGGCAUGCUGGUGCUGUGUAUCUUGGCCAUAACCGAUAGCAAGAAUAUUGGAGCUCCUAAAGGAGUGGAGCCUCUGGCCAUUGGCCUGAUCAUCCUGGGCAUCAGCGUGUCCAUGGGCAUGAACUGUGGAUACCCACUGAACCCCGCCAGAGACCUUGGCCCCCGAGUCUUUACUGCUAUAGCUGGUUGGGGCAUGGAGGUGUUCAGCACUGCAAAUCACUGGUGGUGGAUUCCGGUGUUCGGGCCUUUAAUAGGAGGUAUUACUGGUGCUGUAGUGUAUUUCCUCCUGAUUGAGCUGCACCACUCCGACCCCUCAGAGAAAUCUCAGCAAAAACCUGAGGAAGAGGAGGAUGAAGACGACGAUGAGGACAGUAGUCUGAGGGACAAAUAUGAAAUGAUAACUAUGGGCUGA
Molecule: messenger RNA, 906 nt
Organism: Neoarius graeffei (lesser salmon catfish)
Lineage: Eukaryota; Metazoa; Chordata; Actinopteri; Siluriformes; Ariidae
Gene: aqp9a
Product: aquaporin 9a
Exons: 7
Coding region: 22-906 (294 amino acids)
Biological process (GO): glycerol transmembrane transport; water transport
Cellular component (GO): plasma membrane; basolateral plasma membrane
Molecular function (GO): water channel activity; urea transmembrane transporter activity; glycerol channel activity
Source: RefSeq, a predicted model, not a curated record